AAAGAAAAAAAAAAGGGAGCAGCUGCAUGAGCGCGUUGGGAACAGCAGCAAAAACGAGCGUCGAAGGAGCGACUGGUUGGAACAGAUCUACAAUCUACACGGCAACCACUGCACGCCGUAAUAUGCAACCGCCAUAACAAACAAUCAAUUAAAAUGCCUCGCCGCGCCGCAUCCCCAGCUCCUUCGGAGAACGAGGUCGACAUUUUGAGCUCCAUUUUCACCGACGACGUCGAAGCGGCCCGCCCAAAAAAGUCUAGGCCGGGGCUGGGCAUCUCGGACGACUUCGACUUCGAUGUUGAUGCCCUACUCACCGGCGCCCACGAUGGCGGGGAGGGGGGAGAUGAGGCGCUGAUCGCGCUCCAGCAAGCCGCCUCCUUUCGGAAAACAAAAGAUAUUCUGGGCAAAUCAACCAAGAAAGGAGGCGGCUUCCAAGCUAUGGGUCUCAAUGGCAUCCUCCUCAAGGCCAUCACAAGGAAGGGCUUCUCCGUUCCGACCCCCAUCCAACGCAAGGCCAUCCCCCUAAUUCUCGACCGACGGGAUGUCGUCGGCAUGGCCAGGACCGGAUCCGGAAAGACGGCCGCGUUUGUCGUCCCCAUGAUCGAGCGUCUGAGGGCCCACAGUGCCCGCGUCGGCGCCAGGGCUCUCAUCAUGUCCCCCUCUCGCGAGCUGGCGCUCCAGACCCUCAAGGUCGUCAAGGAGCUCGGCAAGGGCACAGACUUGAAGACUGUGCUCCUUGUCGGUGGCGACAGCCUCGAAGACCAGUUCGGCUUCAUGACGACAAACCCGGACAUAAUUAUUGCCACCCCUGGCCGUUUCCUGCAUCUCAAGGUCGAGAUGUCACUCGACCUAUCUUCCAUCAGAUACGUCGUCUUCGACGAGGCUGAUCGGCUUUUCGAGAUGGGCUUUGCGACGCAGCUAGCCGAAAUUCUGCACGCGCUACCGCCGUCCCGCCAGACCCUACUUUUCUCCGCCACUCUUCCGAGGUCCCUAGUGGAGUUCGCAAGAGCUGGUCUUCAGGAGCCCAGUCUGGUGCGGCUCGAUGCCGAAACCAAGAUCUCGCCCGAUCUCGAGAGCGCGUUCUUUUCGGUCAAGGGGGGCGAGAAGGAGGGUGCGCUGCUGCAUAUCUUGCACGACGUCAUCAAGAUGCCGACUGGCGCACCCGCAGGGCUCAAGGAUGAAUCGGAAAAGGCGGGUAAGAAGAGGAAACGACAAGGACCUGAUCGACCAAACCCCAAGGAGAAACCAACCGAACACUCGACCAUCAUAUUCACGGCGACAAAGCAUCAUGUCGAAUACGUCAGUGCGCUACUAAACCACGCCGGAUUCGCCGUGUCGCAUGCCUACGGCUCACUGGACCAGACUGCGCGCAAGAUCCAGGUGGAUGAAUUCCGCCGUGGCAAAACUAACAUCCUAGUGGUGACGGAUCUCGCUGCUCGCGGUAUUGAUAUCCCCAUUCUUGCCAACGUUAUCAACUACGACUUUUGCGACCAGCCAAAGGUGUUUGUACAUCGUGUCGGUCGGACAGCCCGCGCGGGCCAACGUGGCUGGAGCUACAACCUGAUUUGCGACGUCGAUGCGCCCUACCUCCUCGACCUGCAGCUGUUCUUGGGCAGGAGACUGAUCGUAGGUCAGGAGAUCCCUGAGGGUGACCCGCCGAGCUUCGCAUCAGACGUUGUCCUAGGUGCUCUGCAGCGGUGGCCGAUCGAGACGAAUGUAGAGUGGGUCAACAAGACGCUCGUGGAGUCAUAUGAUACUCAAGUGCUACGCACAGUUGCCGCCAAGGCACACAAGCAGUUCGUGAGGACCAAGAUCGCGGCCUCAAUCUCGAGCGCCAAGCGUGCGCGCGAGCUGACGGCGUCCAAGGGAUGGACACAGACCAACGUGUUGUUCGGGACUGGCCCUGCCGAGGACGACGCGGAAGGGCUGCGGGCUGAGAUGCUCGCCAAAAUCAGUGGGUUUAAGCCCCAGGAGACUGUGUUUGAGAUUGGCCGUGGCGGGAAGGGGACGAACUUUGAGGCUAUUGAGAUAAUGAAGAAGCUCAGAGUCAGGGCCCCGGUGAGGAAAGUUGCCAGGGGCGGGGACGUGGACGUGGCAGAGGCGAGCGCAAGCAAGUCCAGGAAGAAGUCUGAUGACAGUAGUGAUGGUGAGGAUGACGAGGGAGACGAAGAGGAGGACUCGGUGGACGAGGAAGCUCCAUUUGCGGCAUUAGAGUCCGAGCCUGAGUCGGAACUCGAGGUCACAGUGUCAAACUCGGCCGACGCCAAGAAAGGGGCGGACUCUUGGAAGGACUCGGAACACUUCAUGUCCUACACGCCGCGGCACGCCAACGUGGCCGAGGAGCGCGGCUACGGGGUCAAUACAGGCUCGGGAGGGGCCAACUUCCUCGAGCAGGCGCGACACGUGGCCAUGGACCUGGCCAACGACGAGUCGUCGACCACCUUUGGUGUCCCCACGCGAGCCGCGGCCACGCGCUGGGACAAGAAGAGCGGCAAGUACGUGGCGCGCCACAACGACGAGGACGGCAGCCGCGGCGGGUCCAAGAUGAUACGCGGCGAGAGCGGCGUCAAGAUCGCCGCCUCCUUCCAGAGCGGCCGCUUCGACAAGUGGCGCCAGGCCAACCGCCUCGGCAAGCUGCCCCGGGUCGGCGAGGCCGAGAAGGGGAACCUGGUGCACGUGGGCGGCACUCCCGGCGGCGGAGGCGGACGUGGAGGCGGCAGCGGCGGUGGCGGCAGGGGCAACGCCACGCUCGGCGGGCAGGGCGGCGGCCGGCGGUUCCAGCACAAGCGCGACGACGCGCCCAAGGAUGCCGACAAGUUCCGCGACGACUACCACGUGCGCAAGAAGCGCGUGGCCGAGGCCAAAGAGAAGCGCGUCGGCAAGUACCGCGACGGCGAGGGCAGCUCGCGCGAGCUCAAGACCAACGACGACAUCCGCAAGGCCCGCAAGAUCAAGGAGCUCAAGAUGCGGAAGAACGCACGCCCGGCGAGGAAAAGGGGCGGCAAGAGAUAGAGUUCUUGGAGUGCGACGAGGUAGCGUCUGUCAUAUACGGUCAAGAUCACAGUCUAUCGUGGACACCUAUAAAAUCGGAUUUUGUUGCCAAACUAGAACUUCUCCAUGCUCUCUACAUGCGGCUGUGAUAUGAAAAGAGGGGCCAUCUAUCUUUCUUGGUUUACUAUACAACACCCGGAAGGGCGAGUAUGCGUUCUUCUGCUGACGCAAGUUCAGAGGAAGGGGGCAGGGUAAGAAGGGAUAUCUAUUACAGGCUGUAUUUUAUGCGUAUGUGCGAAAAGCAGAAUUAAAUCCCCACGAGCCCCUGUCCACUGAUUCCUUCAAUCU
Molecule: messenger RNA, 3336 nt
Organism: Gaeumannomyces tritici R3-111a-1
Lineage: Eukaryota; Fungi; Ascomycota; Sordariomycetes; Magnaporthales; Magnaporthaceae
Product: ATP-dependent RNA helicase DBP10
Exons: 2
Coding region: 154-3009 (951 amino acids)
Cellular component (GO): nucleus
Molecular function (GO): ATP binding; RNA helicase activity; RNA binding
Source: RefSeq, a predicted model, not a curated record